Molecule: messenger RNA, 4571 nt
Organism: Neoarius graeffei (lesser salmon catfish)
Lineage: Eukaryota; Metazoa; Chordata; Actinopteri; Siluriformes; Ariidae
Gene: eif4enif1
Product: eukaryotic translation initiation factor 4E nuclear import factor 1
Exons: 19
Coding region: 793-3678 (961 amino acids)
Biological process (GO): negative regulation of translation
Cellular component (GO): nucleus; cytoplasm
Molecular function (GO): mRNA binding
Source: RefSeq, a predicted model, not a curated record
GACCUAUGGUGAUUAGAGGAAAAUUGCUGCUGAGCAACUGGAGAGAGAGAAAGACACACAGAUACAUACAGAGAGAGCUCUUAUUUAACAAAGUAACAUUAGCUGGAGGUACAGUGGAGUUCCGGUCAGUCUGUACUAAAGCGGCUGAGCUCAGUAUCCUGUUUAACCCAACCGAUGCAAACUCACUACCGUGUUUCAGUAGCUAUUUAAGCGUGCUUUUUGGGCACAUCAUGCUUAGAAGUGAAUAGUAAGAAUUUGGUUAGCUAGCCGGCUAGCCUUUGGAUUGUUUCCGACAGCUUGUAAGCAAGGCUUCAAACCCAGAAAUAUUAUAAUAGCAGUAGUUUUGUUGCUCGGUCUCUGUGUUAAAAGAGAAGCAUGGUUUUGUGACUUGGUUUUUUGCAACAGAAGUAGUAGUAAUAAUAAUAAAUAAUUUUUUUGAAGCAAAAACAGCACUAAUUUGUUAGGCGUUUGGCUAGCUUGGUUGGAAGCUCCUUCGCUAGCUAGUCGACGCUUGGAAACGUUUUACCUGAACUGUACACAUCAUUAACGUCCCGUAGUUCGGUAAACACAACAUACAUAUAGAGUUCAAGUCUAAAAUUGGCCCGCAAGCGGCUGCCCGGGUCCAGCUCAAUCACCUGGACGCACUUGUGUAAGACUCGGCGUUGGUUUGGUGUAAAAGUUAGCUAAUUGUAGCAUCAGUGGAGUGAGGAGUAACUUGAGGGGGGUUUUGGCUAGAAGCAGGUACUUGGAGUGUCCAAGACAGAAGCUAUACUUUGGCCUUCUGCCUCAGUCAUGGACAAAGAUGCUCGUAUAGAGGAUCAGGAACAUGGCAAUAAAAUGAUCCACACUGUGAGGACUUCUCAGCUGACUUCUGCCUAUCGAUACACGAAGGAGGAGCUUUUGGAAAUCAAAGCGCUACCUAUUUCUAAUGAGAGACCAGAAUGCUUGUCUCAGAAAUAUGAUAGCGAUGGGGUGUGGGAUCCUGAAAAAUGGCAUGCGUCACUGUAUCCUUCAGAGUGUGACUUAGCAAUGGAGGGAUACAAGAGAGACUACGCUGAGGAUGGACCUCCCCUGAAACGUAGAAUUGCUGACCCACGAGAGCGUAUUAAAGAGGAUGACUUGGAGGUAGUUCUUAGCCCCCAGCGCCGUAGUUUUGGCGGUGGCUGCCAAGUGGCACCAGCUUCCCUGACUCGGCGUCCCAUCAGUCCCCUUGAGAACAAAGAGAACGAGUCUCUCCGUCUUGGGGGCACACGGCGCAUCGGAAGUGGUCGCAUCAUGGCAGCACGUGGGUUCGAGAGGGAUAUUCGGGUGGAUAAAGAAAGGGACCGUGAAAGAGAACGUGACCUCAAGGACAAGAGAUUCAGGAGAGACUUCGGUGACAAAAGAGUGUUUAGUGAGCGGAGAAGAAAUGACUCUUAUGCUGAAGAGGAGCCGGAAUGGUUUUCUGGUGGACCCACAAGCCAGUCAGAGACCAUUGAGCUUAUUGGCUUUGAUGAUAAAGUCUUGGAGGAUGAUAAGCGGAAAUCUAAGCGUUCAAGGAGGAGAACAGAGCCUGCAAAAGAAGUUGAGUGCAAUGGUGGUAUUUCUGAGGAGACCCAGGUAGUCCAAGAGAGAGGAACUGAUCAGGAGGUGCCUCAUCCAGACAUUCUACCUGAACCAACAGCUGGGGAGUUUGACUUCAAUGAGUUCUUUAAUCUGGAGAAGACAAUGCCUGGCCUGGCUUCGAUGAUCGAAGAUGUGCUUGGUGAAGGGCCAGUCACGGCCAGCCGGUUCAGCCGCUGGUUCAAUAGUAAUCAGAGUCCCUCUGGUAGCCGUUCCAGCAGCCUACGCUCCACCCCACAUGAAGAGCUUGAGAAACUAGCAGAUCCAUGUAGUAGUUCUCCUAGUCAGGGUCCCACACCCUAUUUCACACCAAUUCCUUCGGAGGAGAGGAGAGAAAAAGUCGACAUCUUGGAGCUGCUCCAUAAAGCCAAAAUUGACCUUAAACCCCUUCUCUCCAGCUUGAAUGCAAACAAGGCUCAUCUCAAGGAGAGCACUAACUCUGGGGUGGUGUUGUCUUUGGAGGAGGUGGAGAGCAGUUUAAAGGGGCUAAAAGUUCAGAGUGAGCAGCCUCAGUCAACCCCCAGGCAACUGCAGGCUCAGGGUAGGGGAACUCCUUUCAUGGCUGAGCACCUGGAAGAAGCUCUCACAGGAGGCACAGGGGUCAUGGCCCGUCCCCGUGAUGCUGACAUGUCUGCCUUCAACAAGCUGGUGAGCAGUAUGAAGGCAAGUGGAACCCUGCCCACGCAGCCCAAGGCCAGCACGAGCAGUCUGCAGCAGUCAGCAGAUCCUGCUAUCCUGAGCACCAUAACGGAGUCUCCAGUUCCUGCUGUACAGCAGAAGAAUAUAUUCCAGGAGUUGUUGGGUGUUCAGGGAGCUCCACGGGCAAGUUCGCCACUCUUGAGUGGGCUGUUGGCAAACCCUGAAGCUGCACCUGCUCCAGCCCCUGGCCUCUUGCACCACCGUGGUUCUUCACCCCCUCUGUUUCCACACAGAGGGCCCAUUCACGACUUCUAUACAGGCUUUGCUGGUGGCCCACAACAAAUUCUGGGUGAUCAAAUUCCUGAUAUGCAUAGAGCUGUAAGUCCUGGUGCAACCCCACAACAGUUGAGGGCGCUGUCUAUGGGAAUGGACCAGGCAGAAUUGGAUGCUGUAAUGUUCCAGCAGGAUCUGGCGUUACAUGGUCGCCAGUAUCAGCAAGGCUACAACAAACAUGGCCUUGAGAAGUCCUUUCGGCUCAGGCAGACUAGGAUUAACAGGUCCCCUGGCCCUCACCUGCCGGGCAGGCAUUCCCCAGUUACAAGCAUGCUGUCUCCAUCUUUUACUCCAACCUCAGUGAUUAAAAAAAUGUAUGAGUCAAAGGAGAAGACUAAAGAUGAGCCAGUGAAUAGGCCAGGAAGCAAAGAGGACACAAUACCUUCACAGGAAGACGGUCCUUCCCCAAGCUCCUUCCUUGAUGGUGUGGACAGUGGUGGGCCUCAAGCAGGUGGCAUAAAAGCCUGCUCCACCCCUGCAUCUGCCCAGAAUCGCCACUCGAAAGAGGCUGAGCGAGCCAGGCCUAGCUUUACCACAGGGCAUCACACUCCUGCUAUGCUGUCCCCAGGGUCCUCUUCCUCUCUCCCCAGACCCAUUUACCCAGUACCGCUUUUGUCGCAUGUCCCCUUGGUUAGGCCUCCACCACCACAAUUGCAUCCUGGUGUGGUACAGCGGAUGAUCGCCCAAGGCAUCCAACCGCAGCAGCUAGGACCCGCACUCUUACAAACAGGACUUUUCCCCCAGACUGUGGAUCUGUCCCAGCUGCAGGGUCUGCCUCCUGCUCUCUUAGGCCAGACUCUGUAUCCACUGGGCACUACAGGACACCCACUUAUUCCCCCGAGAGCUGCUGGACCACACAUGCAGUUAGCGGUCAUGCAACAACAGUUCCAACAGCAGCAGAGACCUAAUAUACACACGAUGCCCACUGGAACUUUGCAGUCACAGAGCCACAGCACACAUCGGACAACCCACUCUCAAAGGCGAGCAGGGAGUCCACCUCUAGGCCUGGCCAAGUGGUUUGGCUCGGAUGUGCUACAGCAACCGCUCCCUUCCAUGCCUUCUACUAAAGUAAUCAGUGUUGAUGAACUGGAGUUCCGCCAGUGAUAUGAUCCUGCAGCCAGUCAGAGUACAGCAAGACCUCUUCCUCAUGGCCCUAUUUAGUUUAAAAAAAUAAAUAAAAAAAAUGUGAACUUUAAUUUCUAUGAAGAUGUACAGGUGAUGGAGCCCUGUGUUUUAUAUGAUUAAAUCUUAGUUGUUGAUAGGCCUAGAAGUUAAGAGUCUUGGACUUUUUUUUUUUUUUUUUCCUUCCCCCCUCCCCUGUUGAAAUUGUCCUAUCAGCUUAUUUAGGGAUUUGAUUUUCUUUUUGUACUUUUUGUUUGUUUAUUUUGCAGUAAAGUAAAUAAUGUAUAGGUCAGAAUUGUACAGACUAUGGGAUUCCCCCGUCCCCCUCUCCCUGUACAUAGCUUUCUUUUUUUUCCUGUGUGGAAGGUUUCAAAGUAAAGAAUAGGGCCACUGGGAGUUUCCCCUUGACUUUUUUUUUCUUUUCUUUCCCCCCCACAAUUGGUAGGGUUCUACGUUUUGCAGCCUUGGAUUUGGUCAGAGUGGAAAAUGGGCUGUGCUGCUGAUGACUGGUUUGUAAAACCAAGAUGCCCACAAGUAUGAACAAUACUUUCCUGACCAGUACACAAUUUCUUGUGGACAAGAGUAGCUGGAACCUGCUGGAGCUGAGCCCAAGUGGGGCUACAGUAUGUAUGUGCCUUUCCCAUCACCCCCCCCCCCCCCCCCCCCCACGCUUUUUCUUUUUUAACCCCCCCCCCCCCCCCCCCCAAAAAAAAGCCUUCUCCCCAACCUUCACUUCCUCCCCUAGCCAGUCACUAAGAGAAGCACUGCGUUGAAUCACGUUUUGUUUUAGGGUGGCAGGGGUUUCAAGAAAUUGUGCUACUAAUUAAACAAGCACAAUAAAAUGUUCAAUAAAAAUUCACUUGUGUUUUUGUUAA